Messenger RNA from Miscanthus lutarioriparius, 1122 nucleotides. Lineage: Eukaryota; Viridiplantae; Streptophyta; Magnoliopsida; Poales; Poaceae. The record is from the annotation of a GenBank genome assembly.
AUGGCUGCCGCUUCCUGGGCCGCGCCCACCACCUCCUUCGCGCCGGCGCCAGCGCGGGGGCCGUGGAGGACCAAGGCGGCGCCUUUACCCAUCAGGACGCUUCCCCGCCGAGUGCUUCUCAACGCAGUUGGCGAAUCCGCCAUGGUUGCUUCUGGUGACACAUUGCUUGGUUUGUAUGAGAAAGAGAGGUUAGGUCUCUUGCAGUAUGCCGAUGACGAGUCUAAAGAAGAGAGGUACUGGGAAACCUUGGAUGCUGAUUUGCGUUACUGGACCAGAUCCCUGCGCCCAGUGCAGUGGUAUCCUGGUCAUAUUGCAAAAACAGAGAAAGAAUUGAGGGAACAAUUGAGGCUCAUGGAUGUUGUUAUAGAGAUCCGUGAUGCUCGGAUUCCCUUGUCCACCAGCCAUCCUAAGAUGGACUCAUGGCUAGGCAACCGGAAAAGGAUCAUAGUCUUGAAUCGCGAGGACAUGAUCUCAACUGAGGAUAGGAAUGCAUGGGCUACUUACUUUGCUAAUCAGGGAACCAAAGUUGUUUUCUCCAAUGGCCAGCUGGGCAUGGGUACAAUGAAAUUAGGUAGGAUGGCAAAAUCACUAGCAUCUGUUGUGAACACAAAGAGAAAGGAAAAGGGAUUACUUCCUCGUCCGGUUCGAGCUGGAAUAGUUGGAUAUCCAAAUGUUGGCAAAUCUUCCUUGAUUAAUCGCUUGCUAAAACGAAGAAUGUGCCCAGCAGCACCUAGGCCAGGUGUCACAAGAGAGCUGAAGUGGGUUCGUUUCGGAACAGACCUAGAGUUGUUAGAUUCACCUGGAAUUUUGCCUAUGCGAAUUAGUGACCAGACAUCUGCAAUCAAGCUUGCUAUAUGUGAUGAUAUUGGAGAAAGGUCAUACGAUUUCGCUGAUGUGGCGGCGAUUCUUGUGCAGAUGUUGAUAAGACAUCCUGCAGUAGGUUCUGAAGCAUUUCGAAGGCGAUAUAGGAUUGAUGUAGAUAGCGAGUGCGGUAAAACGUUUGUCACAAAGCUGUCGGUUCACUUGUUCAAUGGAGACACAAGCCAGGCGUCUUUCCGCAUAUUGUCGGACUACAGGAAAGGCAAAUUUGGAUGGGUGGCGCUGGAGAGACCUCCAACAUGA